AUGUCCGUCAAUAUCGACACCUUCACCGAUGAUCUCGUCGACAACAUUAUGGGAGACAGAGACUUUACAGACUUUGGGAAUGAUUCAAACUCGGGGCAAUCCGAUGGUAACGAUGGGAAUGAUAAUCCUUCUGGUGGUGCCAUCAACACCAGCCAAGUCUUCAAUGACAGCAACGAAUUGAUCGGAUUCCAAUGUGCUCGAGUAUUGGAAAACAAUCCCAAUUUAGUGGACAUUCCACUGCUAUUUUACAUCGAUAUGAAGUUUCCAAAGGGAAGUGAAGCAGUCGCUAAAAAGAGAGUACAAACGGAACUUUUGAUGGCGAUUGCACGAGACUUUCGAAUCACUACCGGCAAAGCGUGCACGGACCCCCCACCGAAUGGUAUCAGCUGGUUGGUAGCCAUUAAAAGCGACACGGACCAAUUGGAGCAAGACGAAACCUUUCCAAAGUGCCGUCAAUUAGAGUUCAUAGAAGCAACCGAAGACUGCUUUGUGUAUUCCUUCGAACUUACUGGGAACGUCCUAACGGGAAAGACAAUGCCCGAUGUGGAAGCCGUUGUAGAAUCACUGUUUGUCAACCAAGUAGAAAAGACACUAGGUUCCGACUUUGGCGUCAAGUUCUUGGGAAUUCCGAAAUACGAAGAUGGUGCUGAUGAUAAGACUAUCAACAUCCCACCCUCCAAUCUCGAGGAUAUAGAGCAAGGGAACAAUCCCAUCAAUCGUCAGACCAUUACGAUUGUGGGAGGCUUUCUGGUGGCAGCCUUUUGUCUGGCUACUGCUGGAAUCCUUCUUGUUCUCUAUAGAAGACGCAAGAUAACGCAACUCAAGGAACAACAAGAACUCGAACGGAGUCCAAAACAACAUUUUUCCCACGACACCGAAGACGAAGACUAUGACCAUGAAGUGCCUGAUCAACAUCUUCAUGCUCUUGAUCUAGGCAACUCCUUCAACCAACAAGUCUUGGGUGCUCACACGCCAACCAAUGCUAGUAGGACUCACAACAAUGGUGCCAACAGAGGUCCAGCGAAAUAUCUCACUAAUGUCAAUCCCAACCAAGGUCCCUAUUCACACUUUUAUGGACAACAAGCUGCGGGCGCACAUCGCCGGAAUCAUUCCAAUCAAUCGGAUCUCAUGUCGCAGAGUACGGUGGAUUCUUGGGCUCAGACCAAUGCUACUAUUGGAAGUCUCGAAUUGCAAUUGGAACCAAUCACUGGAGAAAUAUAA
This is a messenger RNA of Cylindrotheca closterium, 1221 nucleotides long. Lineage: Eukaryota; Bacillariophyta; Bacillariophyceae; Bacillariales; Bacillariaceae. The record is from the annotation of a GenBank genome assembly.